Molecule: messenger RNA, 6393 nt
Organism: Lates calcarifer (barramundi perch)
Lineage: Eukaryota; Metazoa; Chordata; Actinopteri; Centropomidae
Gene: adamts5
Product: A disintegrin and metalloproteinase with thrombospondin motifs 5
Exons: 8
Coding region: 316-3228 (970 amino acids)
Biological process (GO): proteolysis; extracellular matrix organization
Molecular function (GO): metalloendopeptidase activity; zinc ion binding
Source: RefSeq, a predicted model, not a curated record
CAAAGGGGGCAGGACUUUUUCUCUCCGGGUCCUAUUAAGAGCAAACUUUGUGUUUUUGUUCUCCAAGUUCAGCUCAGUGCUCUGCAGCCUGCGCACAGUCCCUCUCUGCGGCUUUUUUCUUUUCCAUUUUUUCCCCUCUUUCUCCUCAAUGGUUUUGUUUUCUCGCCUGUUGGUUACUACUGUGUGUUUUUGCAUGGGGGGUUUAGACACCGGGAGGAUGCGCUUUUUGGAGGAACAAAUACUCAAAGUUGUCUCCUCGGCCGCUCCGGGCUUGUUUUAGUGGAUACAUUGAUGCUUUUCGGGUUGGAAUGAACAAUGGUGCGGCUCCUUGGUGCUCUGGCCGGGGGCAUGCUCUGGUUUCGGCUACUGUUGCUGUGCGUCGUGGAGUUGGAGCUGGGAGCCGGGCUUUCUACUUUCCAGGGUUUCUAUCUUCCACCUGCGAACGGGUCGCUCCUCACACCUGCCCGGAGGACGGAUGGAGUCGUGCGGACAGUUGACCGGAUUUACCACGGAGGAGGGAAGGUGGGCUACCUGGUGUACCUGGACGGGAGCCGGUUUCAGCUGGACAUGGAGCGGGACGAGUCGGUGCUGUCGCAUCACUUUAGCCCCCAGUAUGUGCUCGCUAUGAUGGGGGACAGUCAUGCGCCUUUGCAGCGGGAGUGCGUGUACCGCGGGACCGUGGACUCCAACCCGGAGUCCCUGGCCGUCUUCAACCUCUGCGGCGGGGGUCUCGAGGGCUUCUUCGCCGUGAACCACGCGCGCUACACCAUCACGCCUAUCAUCAGGGCGAAGGGACACGAGCAUGACGUGCGCGCCCUGCAGGACAAGGACGCGGAGAGCGCGCUCCACGUGUUCACGCGCGAGAGCUUCAGCUUCGAGGCCAUGCGCGAUGGGCGCGAGAGCUGCGGGACGCGCGACGGGCGCAGGGGACGCAGGGAUGCGGCGGGGAAACGCCGGCGCAGAGGUCGAGGGAAGGGGAAACGGGACAGAGAGGGGCUCGCGGUGGAAAGCGCCGACGACCACGGCGCGCGCGGGCGGAGGUGGUGGAGCCGGCUCGCCGAAGUGGCCGCUCCGGAGCCCGGCGCGCGGCGCAAGAGGUCGGUCUCUCGCGCCAGGCACGUGGAGCUGCUCCUGGUCGCCGACGACACCAUGACAAAGAAAUACGGCAAGGACUUGAACCACUACCUGCUCACACUGGCCUCCAUCGCCUCCAAGCUGUACGGGCACGCCAGCAUCGAGAACCCUAUCCGGCUGUCGGUGGUGAAAGUGACCGUGGUCGGCGAGAAGGAGAAGGGGCUGGAGGUGUCCAAGAACGCGGCGGCGACGCUCAAGAGCUUCUGCAAGUGGCAGAACCAGCAGAACCCGCUCGACGACGACCACCAGCACCACCACGACGCCGCCAUCCUCUUCACCAGGCAGGACCUCUGUGGCCACCACUCCUGUGACACCCUGGGCAUGGCCGACGUGGGCACCAUCUGCUCCCCGGAGAGAAGCUGCGCCGUCAUCGAGGACGACGGGCUUCACGCUGCGUUUACUGUCGCGCAUGAGAUAGGUCACCUGCUCGGUUUGUCCCACGACGACUCCAAGUUCUGCGAGGAGCGUUUCGGGGUGAACAGCGACAAGCGGCUCAUGUCCUCCAUCCUCACCUCCAUCGACGCCUCCAAACCCUGGAGCCGCUGCACCUCGGCAACCAUCACCGACUUCUUCGACGAUGGCAACGCCGAGUGUCUCCUCGAUUCUCCUCGCCAGCCCCUCCUCGGCCCAGAGGAGCUCCCAGGUCAGAGCUACGACGCCGUCCGCCAGUGCCGCCUGGCCUUCGGCCCCGAGUACACAGUCUGCCCGGGCAUGGACGUGUGCUCCCGGCUGUGGUGCGCCGUGAUUCGUCAGGGACAGAUGGUGUGCCUGACCAAAAAGCUGCCGGCCGUGGAGGGGACGCCCUGCGGGAAGGGACGCAUCUGCCUGCAGGGAAAGUGCGUGGACAAGACACGGAAGAGACACUACUCGGCGUCCAACCACGGCAGCUGGAGUUCCUGGGGUCCGUGGGGUGCAUGCUCCAGAACUUGCGGAGGCGGGGUGCAGUUCGCCCAGCGUCUGUGCAACAACCCGCCGCCGCGGAACAACGGGCGCUACUGCACCGGGAAGAGGGCCAUCUAUCGGUCCUGCAACGUCACACCAUGUCCAGCAUCAAAUAAGACUUUCCGUCAGGAGCAGUGUGAGGUGCGCAACGGUCCCCAGACAGAUCCUAAAGGGGUAAAGACCUUCGUUGAGUGGGUGCCUAAAUACGCUGGAGUUCUCCCCAAAGAUGUCUGCAAGUUGACCUGCAGAGCAAAAGGAACAGGAUACUAUGUGGUGUUCUCUCAGAGGGUGGUGGACGGGACAGAGUGCCGUCCUUACAGCAGCUCGGUGUGUGUGAAGGGGAAGUGUGUACGGACAGGCUGCGAUGGCAUUAUCGGCUCCAAGCUGCAGUUUGACAAGUGCGGCAUAUGUGGAGGUGACAGCACAGGAUGUAUACGUGUAGUGGGCAACUUCACAAAGAAGAGUAAGGGUUACACUGAUGUAGUGAAGAUCCCUGCAGGCUCCACCCAUAUAAAGGUCCGUCAACACAAGGCUAAAGACCAGACCCGCUACACCGCCUACCUAGCCCUCCGACGGGGCAAUGGCGAUUACCUCCUAAAUGGCAAGUUCAUGAUCUCCACCUCUGAGACAAUCAUCCCACUCAAUGGUUCUGUGCUCAACUACAGUGGCUGGAGCCAAAGGGAUGAAUGGCUUCACAGCAUGGGCCCCGGGGCUCUUCAAGAAGCCUUGGUGAUCCAGAUUCUAGCCACAGACGCCAAAAAGCCCCUGGAUGUUCGUUACAGCUUCUUCAUGCCCCGCCGGACAGCCCCGCAGCAGCCCUCAGCUCCGCUCAUCCCUAACCCAAAGUCAACUCCUUUGAGCACUACGACGGUCUCAACCACAACAGGAACCACCACCAGCAGUACCACCACUACAACCUCCUCUGCUCCCCUUAUCCUGAUCCCAGGGCCACCUACAGCUCCAGCUCCCUCAACCCCAAGCCCAGGGCCCCAGUGGGUAACAGGUUCCUGGAUGACCUGCUCCAGGACAUGUGACACUGGCUGGCAGAGCCGGACAGUGCAGUGUAAGGACCAGGACGGGAAACUGUCCAAAGGAUGUGUGCUGAGCGCUCGCCCCUCCGCCUUCAAACACUGUCUGGUGAAGAAAUGUUGAGGAGGCAGGAGAGUAAAAAUGAUUUGUUAGACCAGAAACAAUGCAUAGGAAGACGUUGUAAACUGUACUUCUGAUAAAGGUCUUAAGUGCUGGAUGUAGGACCAAUGAAUGGACCAAUGAAUUUAAGAAAUAGAACCUUAAACAGGACUGUGAAUGUUGGCAGAAGGCGCCUGGACCAGUCAUACAGAGACUCAACGACAUAUUGACAUGGAUGUACCUGACUAUAAGCCAGAGGAAUGUCCUGGAGUCAGUGAAAGUCAGAUAGUGACAAGUAUUGCCCUGGCAUAGCUAAGAACUUGAGUUGCAUGUCAUUUCCACAUGGACAAAAACCAAUUGUCUUUACAUCGGUCUCCAAACCCUGGAGGCUUAGUGUGUGUCGCCCUGUAAUGGCAUGCAUGUCGUGUCUUUUUUAUGCUAUUUCAUGUGUUCUAAUCACUGUGGGUAUUUGAAAGUCAUACCCCUUUGUCUUUUGUCAUGAGUGUGUCCGAGACAAGAGCCCCAACGACGGGAAGCACUCGUUCUUCACCCUGCCAUCAUUUCUGCCGGUGUGGUAGCCCUGAUUCAUGACUGCAAUUCUAUAUAUUAGGGUCGUGAAUUUUGGCGUUCUGUAAUGUUGACAUUUUAGUGACUGAGCAACACACAAAAUUUGUCACAGGAAGAAUGUUGAAAAUGCGUAUGAUGGUUCUGGAUCAGGGCUACCCACACGUCCCAAAUGAAAGCGUUCUGUGUCUUUAUUUGAUCUGUCCCGCUCAAAACUGGGAAGCAGUUUCCAAAAGAAAGUUUAAACAUAUGAAUACAUUUUCCAACCGAGCAUGCAUGGGAGGGUGAUUAUACGACCAAGAAUGAAUGGGUUAACCCAGACAUUUGGUUAAUGGAUAAUGCAUUGCACCCAAACAGCACAAUACCAUAAUACAAAGCUGGGACGCUGAUCAGUCGUAUCAAGAUCCAGUCAUUCUUCUACUUCUCUGUGCUCAUGUCCUUGAGAAGCUGCUCCUCUCUCUGGGAGAGUGGUUACCCCAGAGACAGACGUGUUGAUUGUUCUGAAUUCAAUACACCUGUACAGUGAAAAACGGCAGCGUGGCGUGAUGGGAUAGAAAGGGAGAGUACGGUGGUCAACAGAGGACAAACCUUGCAGCAGUUAAAUCGACAAAGGGGCAAAGUAACCAUGACACUCCUUAACAUUUAUGGAGGGUAAUGAUGAAUCAGAUUUGGGGCAAUGCUUGAUUUUUAUGUGUGUGUUGUGUGUGUGUGUUGUGUGUGUGUGUGUGUGUGUGUGUGUGUGUGUGUGUGUGUGUGUGUGUGUGUGUGUUUGAGUGCAUGUUAUGUGCUAGCACAUUCAUGCUCCCAGGCCUGUGUUUAAAGCACAUACAGUAUGUACCGUGAACAUGUGUUCUGCUCUCUACUGCGUCUUGAAGCUUCUUCACUCUCAGUUCCACUUGUAUCAAUCAUUAUGCUGGUGCUGGGAGGUUUACGGCCCUCUUUUUUUGUUUUGUUUUAUUUUUGUUUGGGUUUUUUGUGGCGGUCAAUAUCUGUUUGUUUGUCUGUUUAUCCGUUAAGGAAACAAUGCUAAUAUGACAAUGUGUGCCCUGGAUACUCGCAAUGACAGCAAGAGAGAUACUAAUGUCAUUACUGUCCUUUUGCAAUUCAACUCCUCCAUUUUUUCUCUUUUUAUCUCUCAUUCUUUACUCAUACAUCCUGUAUUUGCAAAUUAUUAUUUUAACAUCUCCCCAAGCCAGAUGGGUGGUGGCUUUCCAUGUAGCACCUACACUCUAACAGACGACUAGAAAUGAAUUUGGGCUGUUCAGAGCUCUGAAAACUUUCUUUGACAGCUCUAAAAUUUGCAAAUUGCAAAAAUUGAACAGAAUUUCUAAGUGAUGUUACUGUCAAUUUAAAGAAAUGGUUUGACAUUUUGAGAAAGGUGCAGCGUUGCUGAAAGUUAGAUGAGGAGAUUAUUGCCACACUUGUGUCUGGUCUUUCAAUAUGAAGAGCCAGGAGACAGUUAGUUUAGUUUAGCAUAGAGAGAGGAAGCAGAAGGAAUCACUUAGCCAAUGAUUUAAACCAUACCUACCAGCACCUCUAAAGUUAACCAAUCAAAACAUUGUAUCUUGCUUGUUUAAUCCAUACUAAAAACAAACAAACAAAAAUUAACCUGUCUCCAGUCUUAAUGCUAUGCUAAGCUAACAGGCUGCGGGUGUUACCUUCAUACUGAACAAACAUAUAUGAGUGAGUGAAAAAAAAGUCAAACUACUCCUUUUAGCAAAAAACAAAACAAUAUACUAUAUACAACUAGGUGUACUGUGAGAACAUAAGCUUUUUUGUAACUUGGGUGAACUGAGCCUUUCAAAUUCUGCACCCAACCGAACAGCAUCAUCCAUUUUUAGAUAGAGUGUAGAUAAUAUACAUGUACCGCUGCAUAAUAUCUUAAAAUGUACUUAAUAAUUGGAUCAUUUCCUCAGUUCUCAUGGAUGGUAAUUAAGCCCUAGCAUUACAAAGAAAUGUUGAUUCCACCUAAUGGACUUAAAAAUACCUUCCUGUAAUUGUGUUGAACUUUCUGGAAACCUUCAUACUUUCCUGUGUGGCAAACCUCACCCAUCUGGCACCUGAGCAGGAGAAAACAAACCAUGAAAAACAUUUUCAGAUACUACAUGACCCGGGUCGACAUACCACUCACAAAAUGUUCUUUCUCUCUCUCUCUUCUCGCCUCACACAUUCAGAUUUAUUUACACAAUGUAGACAUUUUUGUACAUGAAUAGAUCUUUCAUAUAUGUGUUAGUAUUCAACCAUAUUUACACAGACAUUUACACAUACAGACACACACCAUUGAAUCAAUCCAUCAGUUGCACAGAUUUUGAGUAUUUCAGACACCCACACACACACUCCACACAUACACACAAAUAUACACAAUUUACUCUGACUCUUCCAGUGGGGAAACCCCUCUCGCUGAACGACAGAAACACAGCACUGAACUUGUAAUUUAUUGUUUGUACAACUGGUAUGUGUGAAUAAAAAAACAAUGAGAUGAGUUUUAUUUAUUAUACUAAUUUUGUAUCAAAAUACUAUUUAACUUAGGAAUAUGACUGUGCAGAAUCAUUCCUUUGUAAGAAUAUAGUGUUUCUUUUCUAGUCAUCCACAUGAAUAUAUGUACAUAAAAUCUAUAUAUUUAAA